Desarmillaria tabescens is the source of this 1127-nucleotide messenger RNA. RefSeq lists its product as uncharacterized. The record is from RefSeq and is a predicted model, not a curated record. Lineage: Eukaryota; Fungi; Basidiomycota; Agaricomycetes; Agaricales; Physalacriaceae. The transcript has 3 exons. Bases 200 to 874 code for a protein of 224 amino acids.
CAUCACCAUCACCCUGACCUCUAGACCUUACACUCGCUUCUCUUCUUACGCCACAAUCGGCGAUUUCUUCCCAUGGAACGCGCUAAAUCACGGGUGCAACACAGUUCAAUAAUAACUCUAUAAAAACUACGCGCCAUGACAUACCCCAAUCUCUAUCGCCCUCUCUCCUGCAAGUGCUGUACUCAGCAUUUCAGUCUCGAUGUCUUCAAUCAUCUUGCCGUCGAAAGGAAAGUGCAUCCAUGUCAUUGACAGCAUCCAGCACUGCCAGUGUCUAUGGUUCUUACCUCCCGAGUCGCCCCUGCUAGAUCAGAACAUCUGUGCUCGUUGCGGACAUGGUAUCCACGCCCACGCCGACUAUGUUUCAAUGCUUGUCCAUCAUUGCCCUGCGAUGAAUUGCGCUGCGUACUUUUCGAAGACGGCCCGGGUACAAGCAUGCACAUGCUCGGCAUCUCUCAUCGAUCAUAUACCUGUCGUGAAUGUGUAUCGUUCAGCCACGCCACUGCCCUACGGAGUGGGUAUAUCUAUCCAUGACAACGGCCUCCCUUCUAAUGUCAACAUAUUCACCGGCGACACGACGAACGAUUCAUACACUCCGAUACCCAUGACCUCUCCUUCCAUUAACGCCAACCCAUCCUACUCUUACGGCGACACGGUGAUCUUCACACCUACUCCGCGACCUGUUAUUCAAAUGGGCAUCACUCAGAUCGACGCUCAUUCCCUCUCGGAAGUGGAAAAUUCCUACAUCGCUCAGUAUCAGGACGAUAACUCUCGCAUUAACGUCCAGGACCCAGGCGGGGAAUUUCGCGAGGAUUAUUUGACUAUAUCCUACAACGAGGUACAUGGCACGGGAUCCUGGGCAGGUCAACUUGAGUAAGUAUCCGCGAAACAAUUUUAUCAUUCAUCUCUACUUCCUUCAUCGUUCAGUGUAUAAAUUAACGCGUCAUGGAAACGCCUGUAAACACAACAUGUAUGUACAUUUUGAUAUCGUCUCGUUUUCUGCUGCUUAGGGUACCCGUCUGUUAUAUUCGUCGUUUUGCUUUGCUUUGCUAUGAAAUCAUAUGUGUUUUAUUAUUUAAAGCGAUGAAUAAACACGUUCGACACGUCAUAUGUCCUAAAAGAUUCUUGUC